CUGAGGCACGGAGCAGGUCACCAGGGCUGAGGGGGGACAACAGGGUGGCCAGGGGAGGAACUGCUGGUGGGGGACGUGCUGGGGGGGUUGUGGGGUGUUGCCUGCCCACACCUGUCUGUCACAGCACCCGUUGUCCCCCCCCACACCAGGGCCACCAGCUCGCCAUGGCCGACCCGAGCCACAUCCAGUCGGCCGCCUCCAAGAGCAUCCGUCCCUUCCGCUCCAGCGAGGAGUACCUGGAGGCCAUGAAGGAGGACCUGGCCGAGUGGUUCAACACCCUCUAUGACCUGGACAUCCAGGUGGACACCUUCCUGGAGAGCCUGGAGACGGGCUGUCACCUCUGCCGCCACGCCAACAACGUCAACCGCAUCGCCCUGGACUUCCAGCAGCGACACCCUGAGGUGGCCGCCCAUAUGCGUCCCCAGAACGAGGUCAUCUUCCAAGCCAAGAAUGUGGUGCCCGGUUCCUUCAUUGCCCGGGAUAACGUCUCCAACUUCAUCCAGUGGUGCCGGCAGGACCUCGGCAUCCAGGAUGUCCUCAUGUUCGAGACCAAUGACUUGGUGCUGAAGAAGAACGAGAAGAACUUUGUCCUCUGCUUGUUGGAGGUGGCCAGGAGGGGUUCCAAGUUUGGUAUGCUGGCCCCCAUGCUGAUCCAGAUGGAGGAGGAGAUCGAGGAGGAGAUGAGGGACCAAAUGGGCUAUGGCGUGCUGGGCAUGCGCCAGGAGAGCCGGGACCUCCAGGUGGCCACCUACCCCGGCAGGGCCCGGCCCAUCACCCUCUGUGACCUGAAGAACCUGGAUGAGCUGGUAAGGGAGAUCCUGAGCUGCUGCUCCUGCCCCUCGCAGUUCCCCAUGGUCAAGGUCUCCGAGGGUAAAUACAAAGUGGGCGACUCCAGCACCCUCAUCUUCGUCCGAGUGCUGAGGAGCCACGUGAUGGUGCGCGUCGGUGGCGGCUGGGACACACUGGAACAUUACCUGGACAAGCACGACCCAUGCCGCUGCUCCUCCCUCGCUCACCGCCUGCCCCAGCCCCGCGCCCUGGGCUUCUCCCCGCAAAAAGCAGCUCCCGGCAGCUUCUCCCCAGCACCCUGCGCCCCCAGCCCCAGCACCCCCCGCCGCUCCCGCGCAGCCGGCCCCACCUCCGGCGGGGGCGACAGCAGCCACGCCAGGACAGAGAGGGGCGGCCACCAACCCAAGGGUGUCGGAGACACGGGCAUCCCGAAGCCACCGUCAGGUGCCAAGCAGGAUGGGCUGCCCCCACGGGGGGGCCUGGCCUCUCUGCCCGGCUCUGCCAGCCCUUCCAGGAGCCCCGCUGAGCCGCGGGCAGCCAGCACGCUCAGGCCUCGUCCCCCGCCCCGCGCCCGCCGCUGCUCAGGCGACAGCGACUCCUCCGCCUCGUCCGCCCAGAGUGCCCCCCCCCGCCGCCGGGACCCCCCCCGGGGGGCUCAGCCCUCCCCUCCCUCCCGUCCCCCUCCCCAGGAACGGGGUCGUUCUCGGGUCCCCAACGGGCCGGGCCGGCCCCCGCCGCGGGCUCGUAGCCACGGUCGCCCCUCGGGCCCCCAACCCUUGCUCCUCAUCAGCCGCCGGCCCGACGGCCAACACUCCUGGGCAAGGGCUGAGCCCCCCCCCCGCGGCCGGACCCCCACCCGCCGCUCCUCCCUACAAGAGGGGGUCCCCGGCGAGCCCCCCGAUGGCGACGAGCUGGCCUGGGGGCUACGAGCCCCGCUGCGGCUGGAGCCCGGCCAGGAGCAACAGCUCUUCCGACGGCUGGAAGAGGAAUUCUUGGCCAACACGCGGUUGAUGGCCCAGCUGGAAGACGGGGAGACCCCCCCAACGGGACCUCCGCCGCCUCCGCCGCCCCCCCCCGGCCCCGCCGACUCGGCUUAUUGCUCCUCCAGCUCUUCCUCGUCCUCCCUCAACGUCUUCGCCAAGCAGGAUGGCCGGCGGAGCGGGAAUAACGGGAGCGGGAAUGGCCCCCCCCCGCCGGCCACCCCCGAAAUGGUGGACGCGGGGCGCCGGCCGGCUCUUUCCAGCUCCUCCGACGAAAGCUGCUGCUUCCCGGCUUCCUGGGAAACCCGGGAGACGGGGGGGGGGCCCGAGUCCGACACCGACUGGGCGCUGGGGGAGGACGAGCUGGGGGAGCUGACGGAGCCCCCCCCCGCCGUUGGGGUCCCCAAAGCGGUGCCUUCCCUCCCCGCGCCCUCCCCGCGCCCCCGGGCCAAGCCCCGGCUGGACACCCAGCCCCACAAGAAGCCCUCCAGGAUCCCCACCCCACGGGGCUAUGGGGCGGCCCCCCGGCCCCCCAAGCCUGGGGAGCACAAGCCCUGGGGGGCUCUGCAGAGCGUCUUCUCCUCCUUCCUGGAGCCCGCCUGGGUGCCGCGGGAGCGCAAGGGGCUGGAGGAGGACGCCUGGCCGUGAGACGCCCAGCUCGGUGGCCAUGGGUGGCAGCAGGAUGGGGAGAAGCCCCCCCGCCCCUCCCUGACCCUCAGCACCCCACCCCCGGGGACAUCAUGGAGCUGCUGCUGGUGAUGGCACCUGCACGGAGAGGGCCCGGCCAGGGGAUGGCUACGGAGCCGGGGAGCUGGGACUCCUUCGCUUGGUGACUGUUGGCCGUCGGGGUUGGGCCCUGCAAGGAGCCCCCAGCCAGGUGCAAAGGGACCCGGACGCGUUCCAUGGGGAGCAGCUCCAUGGGGGUGACCAUGGUGUGGCCACAGUGGUGGCCGGAGCAGAGCGCUGUGUCCCAGCCCCCUGGGAACAGGGCUGGAGAGCAACCGGCUCGUCUCUUCUCUUUGCCUCAUCUCUUCUUGUCUUCUCUCCUCCUUCUCCUCUUUUUGUCAUCCUCUUCUUGGCCUUCUCCUCUUCAUGUCAUUUUCUCCUCUUCUUGGCCUUCUCCUCCUCUUUGGCCUUCUCCCCAAUCUGUUCUUGGCCUUCUCCAAGAUGCUCUCCUCAUCUUCUCUUUGUGUCCUCCUUCUCGCUCCUUGGGCUUCUUCUCUUGUUGUCUUCCCCUCUUGUCUCUUGAUCCUUUUUCUCUUUCUCGCUUCUCUUCUGCUCAUCUUCUCUUGAUCUUCUCUUCAUCUUCUCCUCUCUUAUCACCAUCUUCUCUUCUCAUCCUCUUCUCAUCUCAUCAUCUUCUCUCCCCAUCUGAGAUGACUUGGGGACAUGCAGCUUGUUGUCACCACCUGUAUUUUUGGGGGGGGUUGCUUGUUCCUCUCCAGCACCCAUCAGCCCCAGCUGCGUCUGUAGCGUGUUGAUGUCCCUAAGGUGGGACGGGGCUGUGCGUGGAGCCCCCUGCCCAGGCUACCGCGGCCCCCACCCCUCCAGCCCCAUGCAUCCCCCCAAGCCAGUAAAGACCA
This is a messenger RNA of Chroicocephalus ridibundus (black-headed gull), 3352 nucleotides long. RefSeq names its product growth arrest specific 2 like 1 (gene GAS2L1). Gene Ontology annotation, biological process: protein localization to microtubule plus-end; actin crosslink formation; regulation of microtubule polymerization or depolymerization. Gene Ontology annotation, cellular component: stress fiber; cytoplasm; actin filament. Lineage: Eukaryota; Metazoa; Chordata; Aves; Charadriiformes; Laridae. The record is from RefSeq and is a predicted model, not a curated record. Gene Ontology annotation, molecular function: actin filament binding; cytoskeletal adaptor activity; microtubule binding.